GCGUGAUGUGCGCAAGAAUUCCAGGUCUCUAAAGGAAAAAAAAACAUUUCAAAUCGCUCGACUCACAUUUCCGAGCUAGUUUUUUUGUGAAUAAGCAAUCGAGUCGACCGAGAACUCAGGCUAAUCUUGAAAAAGGACAAGCUCUGUCUUAGAUCAGUAGCAUAGUGGAUUUUAAAAGUAGCGACCUCGUGUUUCUUUCUUUUAUAUGGAUACCACAACACUACACUUUGGCGAUGGCCAACUAGAAUCUAGUAUACCAUGGUGAAUGCCUGGACAUUUGUCAUCAAAUACGCCUGUUUUUCAGUCACUCUCUGCCGCGCCGCGCAGCCUGCCGUCGGACUACCCACUGGUGUCACGAUGAAGGAAGGACUGGGAAACAUGCGCUGCAGGUUGCCUGCUUUACGGAAAAUUGUCGGCGCGGGAGCUGGUCCGAAUUCCCGAACUCAAAAUUUUCUUGGCAGAGGUGUGGCUGCCGCGGGACUGCAAGAAGGAGGCUCGUGUAUUUGCUUUAACUUUUCAACUGUUUCUCAUUCAUGAAGAUAAAGCCUUUUGCUGUUUACACCUUCAGAGACCCAACAAGAUGAACCAUUGCAGUGCAUUAUUUGCCUGAUUUGAUGCACAAUUGAGACUACAGUCGAAUGAUCCAUCCACGACAGCGGGCACAGUGGACGUGCGCUUGGUCUGCGAACCGCUGCCGGACGACGGUGGGAAGUCCUGGUGUUGCCUACGUGCCUAUUGUCCGGAAACCAACAUUGAUAUCAGUGACGAGACUUUGUGUGAUCGGCUGCGGAACCGCUGUUUUUCUAUGAACCGCGGCAAGAGCCAGGGCAGCACGUCGCAGUGUGCAAUCAAUCAGGUCAGGAUGGUGCACACGCACUUGCAGCUCCCCGACGGAACGCCAUCAGCUGACCCGUACAUGUGUUUGCAGUUCUGGCACAAGGGACUUGUGGACAGCAGUGGCAACCGCAUUUCAGGCUCUUCGCCGCAGUUGCUUCUGGGCAUGCCUCUUUCGCUCGAAGGUGAUGAAAUCACCAUGGAUGGUGAGGCACAAGCAGUCGCUUUAGAAGAAAAAGAAACGCCAGAGGAUGUUUUUCGGCUGGAAUUCGGGAUGGGAAUUAGCAAGCGGACGCAAGAUGAGGUCCGCCUCUGCGAUAAUGUAAUUGCGGCCGGUCGGUCCGGCUACAUUGUCGCACCAGUUACCAACUACAAGUUCAGUUUCAUCAUCACGGGAGCGGAUAGUGAAAAUCGCGUUCCGCCUGUUUUGCUGGAUCUUCUCCACUCGAAUCUUCAUUGGAAUGGCGCCAUGCUGCAUGCGAUGAAACGCGGCGUUCCCGGGCCCCAACUCCGCACAUCAAAUCCCGACCACAUUGGUGUUUUCCAGGGACUGCAGGUGGUGGCAAAAUUCGGCCAAAUGCUGGAAUUCCUCGACUGUCGCGAGUACGAGUACAAAGGACGCGAUCCCCAGAUGCAAGGUUUCCGGAAUCUCCUGACAGACCGUCCGCUCAAGGUCUGGGUUUUUCGACGUUCCAUGGCCGCUGCAGAGGCGGGUAAGCCGUACGACGAUGAGGAUGCACAGACGCAACUGCGCGCCGAGUUGCAAGAAACCCGCCGUUUUUACCGCAUCGUAGAGCCCUGCGAUUAUGACACCUACGAUUGGGACACCGAUGCCGGACUCAGUUUUUUUCGCUUCGUGAUCGAGACCGGCUUUUCUCCGCAGGAAAUUUUGGACAUGGAAAUGCUCUCGCCAGAAAGUGCCGCAUCACUACGGGCGGAUGAAAUCGCAUUUCAAGAAAAAGUUGUAGCGCAGCCCUAUUUCGGUAGUGAAGCGCCGGCGUAGUCCAAAACCAGAAGCUGCUCACCCAAGAUGUUGUAUACGUACUUAAAGAAGCACUAGGCUAACGAAAGGCUUCUCAGAAACUUUUCCGGAGGAAAAAUAUUCUCUUAACACUUUACACUUUUGGGAGCACGCGUUGGCUGGCGACGACGCUUCCAAGACUGGUAUGUGAACACUGAAAGUUUUGUGAAGCCGCGCUCAUUCUUGGGUGCGAAAGCAAAUCUGGCUGCGAAUUUGUAGCGCCAAUCACAGUAGCUUUUUUUGGUCGGGAAUGAUAAAUGAAAUAUGGAAAGCGAGCGUCGACUGUCGACGUGGUUUUCAUUCUUUUGAAGCAAAAAAACCAGAGACCACAUCAUAAACGCAUCAUGCCGCCUCCUGCUUGAGACGGUCUGUUCCAAAAAAACAAAGAAGGCACGUUUUUUAAAAAGCUGGAUCUGAAAGCGAGUGCGCUCGUAUAGACGCGCUCGGACCGACGCGUCGACCUACCGUUGGAGAGUCUCAUUUCAAAACACGAACGCAGUGUGCAAGAUCCACCGGGGUCUUCCCUGUGUCGAC
Messenger RNA from Amoebophrya sp. A120, 2389 nucleotides. NCBI's taxonomy places the organism in Eukaryota, Dinophyceae, Syndiniales, Amoebophryaceae. The record is from the annotation of a GenBank genome assembly.